Messenger RNA from Vanessa tameamea, 1386 nucleotides. It is a transcript of the gene Amacr, whose product is annotated as alpha-methylacyl-CoA racemase. Gene Ontology annotation, cellular component: mitochondrion. Gene Ontology annotation, biological process: bile acid metabolic process. Bases 110 to 1243 code for a protein of 377 amino acids. The record is from RefSeq and is a predicted model, not a curated record. NCBI's taxonomy places the organism in Eukaryota, Metazoa, Arthropoda, Insecta, Lepidoptera, Nymphalidae. Gene Ontology annotation, molecular function: alpha-methylacyl-CoA racemase activity. The transcript is spliced from 2 exons.
CGGCAACACUGAUUGGAGAUUAGACUUUGAUCUGUUUAUUGAUUGAUUAAGAUAGAAGAUUUAUUACAAUUUGAUUAUCUAUUUUUGUUGACUUAAAUAUUAAUUAACAAUGGCGUUGAAAGGUAUUAAAGUUAUAGAAAUGAUAGGAUUAGCUCCAGGUCCAUUUUGUGGAACAAUAUUAGCAGAUUUUGGGGCAACAGUAACAAUUGUUCAAAAGUUGUAUCCUCCUCCCAUAGAAAUAAUGUCUAAUGGUAAAAAAGUCAUUGCUGUUAAUUUGAAAACAAAAGAAGGGGUGGAAAUAUUGAAAAAGUUGUGUACCACAUCAGAUGUUUUAUUAGAUACAUACAGACCAGGUGUCCUUGAAAAGUUAGGAUUGGGUCCUAAGUUACUUUUAAAAGAAAAUCCAAGAUUAAUUUAUGCCCAAUUAACAGGGUAUGGUCAAAGUGGUUAUUAUAGAAAUAAAGCAGGUCAUGAUAUAAAUUAUGUUGCUAUGUCUGGUUUACUUUCUAAGCUCACUAAAAAUGGCCAGCCUCCUCAACCACCACUGAAUCUCAUAGCAGAUUUUGCUGGUGGUAGUGUUAUAUGUGUUCUAGGAAUACUUUUAGCUUUAUUAGACAGAACAAGAUCUGGAAAGGGACAAAUUAUAGAUGCAAGUAUGACCGAAGGUGCUGCUUAUAUUGGAGCUUGGAUAUAUAAAUCACAAAAUAUAGAUUUAUUUAGUAAGGAACCUGGUUCAAAUAUGUUGGAUGGUGGUUACCCAUUUUAUACAACUUACAAAACAAAAGAUAAUAAAUUUAUGGCAGUUGGAUCAUUGGAACCUCAAUUCUAUGCUAAUCUUUUAGUAGGACUAAAUUUAUCCAAAGAAAUAUAUACUCAAGGUAAUAAAGAUAUUUGUAAAAAAAAAUUUGAAGAAAUUUUCUUGACAAAAACACAAGAGGAAUGGAGUACAAUUUUUGAAAAUUUAGAUGCUUGUGUUACUCCAGUAUUAGAUAUAGAUCAAGUAGGUAAAAAUAUGUGUCAUUCGACACGAAAAUCAUUUUAUAAAGAUGAAGAAAAUUACUUUCAGCCAGAACCUGCCCCAAAAUUAUCUAAUUCGCCAGGAAUUGCUAGUGGAAAACAAAAACCUCCAAAGCAUGGAGAACAUACAGUUAUGGUAUUAAAAGAAUUAGGAUAUACAAACUCAAAAAUACAAGACUUAAUUAAAAACAGUUGUGUAUAUGCUUAUACUAAUUCACAUCUGUAAUUAUUUCUUAAUUUAAGGAUUCAUUAAUGGUUUGUUCAAUAUUUAAUAAUUCAAGUGCUAUAUUGGGUGAUAUAAUAUUUUUAAGGAACAAGUGAUGGUUUUGUAUUGACUGAAUUAUUUUUAAUAUAAUUUUUAAAUCAAAA